Molecule: messenger RNA, 6816 nt
Organism: Thermochaetoides thermophila DSM 1495
Lineage: Eukaryota; Fungi; Ascomycota; Sordariomycetes; Sordariales; Chaetomiaceae
Product: DNA polymerase-like protein
Exons: 3
Coding region: 1-6816 (2271 amino acids)
Biological process (GO): base-excision repair, gap-filling; nucleotide-excision repair, DNA gap filling; DNA replication proofreading
Cellular component (GO): epsilon DNA polymerase complex; nucleus
Molecular function (GO): zinc ion binding; DNA-directed DNA polymerase activity; DNA binding
Source: RefSeq, a predicted model, not a curated record
AUGCCCAACACAACCCUCCGACGUCCCCAAAAAGGCUACCGCCGCGGCGGCACCGCCAAAGUGGCCUACCACGGCCCGCGAACCCGCACCUUCGCCGCCUCGACCAGCGCCCGCGGCGAGGCGACCUCCAUCGACGAAAAAUGGGAGCGCACGCGACUCGCCCACCAGAUCGACGAGAACAUGGGCUUUGCCCGCUACGACGCCGGCAAGAAGAAAGAAGGGUGGCUUGUCAAUGUGCAUCCGACGGCCAUUGACGACCCCCGGGUUCCCGGGGGAGGUGGCAGAGCCGCGUUGGAUUGUUAUUUCAUUGAGGAGGAUGGGUCGACGUUCAAGGCGACGGUAGAGUAUGAACCUUAUUUUUUGGUUGCUUGUCGGAAGGGGCAUGAGGGGGAGGUUGAGGAGUGGUGUAAGAGGGUCCCAGGAGGGGGUGUGGUGAAGAGUGUGAGGAGGAUUGAAAAGGAGGAUUUGAGUAUGCCGAAUCAUUUGUUGGGGUAUAAGAGGACGUUUCUGGAGUUGAGGUUCCAUAAUGUUCAGGAUUUGAUGGCUGCUAGGAGGGAUAUCAUGCCUAUUGCGGAGAAGAAUAAGAAGGGCAUGGAUGCCAUGGAUACAUAUGCUGAGGUCGCGAAUGCGAACGGUAACCUUGACCUGUUUGAUAUCGACGGGAGAGAUGACGAUAGACGGAAUAAUGCUGGCUUUGCGGAGGCCAGCGACCACAUUGUCGAUAUCCGAGAAUAUGACGUCCCAUACCACGUUAGAGUAAUGAUAGACUUAGAUAUCCGAGUCGGCAAAUGGUACUUUGUCGAAGCCAAGAAUGGCACCACCACCAUCACCCUGAACGAAGAGCGCCUGGCGCCGGCAGACCCGGUUGUCAUGGCCUUCGAUAUCGAGACAACCAAAGCACCCCUCAAGUUUCCCGACCCCGCGGUUGACCAGAUCAUGAUGAUGUCGUACAUGAUCGACGGUCAAGGUUUCCUCAUCACCAACCGAGAGAUCGUCUCCGAGGACAUCCGGGACUUCGACUACACCCCCAAGCCGGAGUACCCGGGUCCGUUCAUGAUCUUCAAUGAGCCUGACGAGAAGGCUGUGCUAGAGCGUUUCUUCCUCCACGUCAAGGAGGCCCGACCGACGGUUAUUGCCACUUACAACGGUGACUUCUUCGAUUGGUCGUUUGUCGAGGCCCGAGCUAGCGUUAACGGCAUCGACAUGUACCAUGAGAUUGGCUGGCGCAAGAAUAGCGAGGAUCAGUACCAGUGCAACUACAGCGUGCACAUGGACUGCUUCCAUUGGGUCAACCGUGACUCUUACUUGCCUCAGGGUAGUCGUGGUUUGAAGGCUGUCACCGUUGCCAAACUCGGCUAUGACCCCGACGAGCUCGACCCUGAGCUCAUGACGCCCUAUGCCAGCGAAAGGCCGCAGACAUUGGCCGAGUAUUCAGUCUCCGACGCUGUCGCGACCUACUACCUGUACAUGAAAUAUGUGCACCCAUUUAUCUUCUCCUUGUGUACUAUCUUGCCCCUGGGUCCCGACGACACCUUGCGGAAGGGUACUGGCACGCUUUGUGAGAUGCUGUUGAUGGUGCAGGCCUACAAGGGUAACAUUGUUCUUCCCAAUAAGCACGUCGCGCCGAAGGAAGCCUUCUGGGAAGGUCACCUGCUCGACUCUGAGACCUACGUUGGUGGUCACGUCGAAAGUUUGGAAGCUGGCGUCUUCCGGUCUGAUAUUCCUGUGAACUUCGCAAUCGACCCGAGCGCCGUGGACGAGCUCAUCCGCGAUCUUGAUGCGGCUUUGAAGUUCAGUAUCACGGUCGAAGAGAAGAAGAAGUUGGAGGACAUCGAGAACUAUGACGAGGUCAGACAGCAGAUUGCUGACAAGCUGUUGGGCCUCAAGGCGACACCCAAUCGCUACGAGAGGCCGCUGAUCUACCAUCUUGACGUCGCCUCCAUGUACCCCAACAUCAUGACAACCAACCGACUGCAGCCGGACUCUAUGAUCUCCGAGUCUACCUGCGCAGCAUGCGACUUCAAUCGUCCCGGUAAAAACUGCGACAGACGACUCCCCUGGGCAUGGCGAGGCGAGUACUUGCCCGCCAAGCGCGACGAGUACAACAUGAUCCGACACGCGCUCGAGAAUGAGAAGUUUCCCGGCAGGGGUCCCAAUGCCCCCAUGCGGACGUGGAAUGAUCUCAGCGCGGACGAGCAAGCAUCACUCAUCAAGAAGCGCCUCCAGCUCUACUGCCAAAAAGUCUACCACAAGAUCCACGAGUCCACCACCAUCGUGCGCGAGGCCAUCAUUUGCCAGAGGGAGAACCCCUUCUACGUCAACACGGUGCGCGAUUUCCGCGACCGUCGCUAUGACUUCAAAGGCAAGGCGAAGGUGUGGAAGGGCAAGACCGAGGCACUCAAGUCCCAAGGCGCGCCGGCGUCUGAGAUUGAGAAUGCCAAGAAGAUGAUUGUGCUGUUUGACUCGCUGCAGUUGGCACACAAGGUCAUCUUGAACUCAUUCUACGGCUAUGUCAUGCGCAAGGGUUCAAGAUGGUACUCCAUGGAAAUGGCUGGUGUUACUUGUUUGACCGGUGCGACCAUCAUCCAGAUGGCGCGGUCUCUGAUUGAGCGGCUGGGGAGGCCGCUGGAGUUGGAUACGGAUGGUAUCUGGUGCAUGCUACCAGGUUCAUUCCCCGAGAAUUUCUCGUUCAAGCUCAAGAACGGGAAGAAGAUGAACAUCUCGUAUCCCUGCGUCAUGCUCAACCACCUGGUCCACGCGCGGUUCACCAACCACCAGUAUCAGACCCUGGUUGAUCCCAAGACAUUCAAGUAUGAGACGCAUAGCGACAACUCCAUCUUCUUUGAGGUCGACGGUCCGUACAAGGCCAUGAUCAUCCCGACGUCCAAGGAGGAGGACAAGAACCUGAAGAAGCGCUACGCCGUCUUCAACCAUGACGGCAGUCUCGCUGAGUUGAAGGGCUUCGAGGUGAAGAGACGUGGUGAGCUGAAACUGAUCAAGAUCUUCCAGCAACAAAUCUUCAAGUUCUUCCUCGAGGGCACCACGCUGUCCGAGUGCUAUGCUGCCGUGGCCAAGGUCGCAAACCGCUGGCUCGACGUGCUCUACAACAAGGGUUCGACUCUCGCUGACGAGGAGCUGAUGGACUUGAUUUCGGAGAACCGCAGCAUGACCAAGACGCUGGCCGAGUACGCCGGGCAGAAGUCAACCUCCAUCACGACCGCCAAGCGUCUCGCCGACUUCCUCGGCGAAGGCAUGGUCAAGGACAAGGGUCUGAACUGCAAGUUCAUCAUUUGCUCCAAGCCCAAGAAUGCCCCUGUCACCGAGCGCGCCGUCCCCGUCGCCAUUUUCGCAGCCGAAGAGGAAACCAAGCGAAUGUACCUCAAGAAGUGGCUCAGAGAAGAACCCGCCGACACCGACCCGCGUGCCCUCAUUGACUGGGACUAUUACAUCGAGCGUUUGGGCUCCGUCAUCCAGAAGCUCAUUACCAUCCCCGCGGCGCUGCAAAAAGUCCGCAAUCCUGUCCCGCGCGUGCCGCACCCAGACUGGCUGGAGCGCAGGAUCCGGCAGAAGGAUGACAAGCUGAAGCAGCAGAAGCUGACGGACGUCUUCUCGAUCAGCAAGAAGCCGUUGGAGGAGACUGAGCCGCCGAAUACGGCGGCAUCGACGAUUGGAGAUAUGGAGGAUAUCGGGAAGCUGUUGAAGCCGAAGACUCUUAGUGAGGUGAUCUCGGCGUCGCAGCAACAGGCGAAGGCGCAGAAGCGUAAGUCGCCUGAGCCAGAGGUUCAGAAGGAUGAUCCGUUUGCUACGCUGCCGAAAAAGAUGCCUGAUCCGAGUGAGGAUUAUGUCGCGUUCUUGGAGUAUCAGAAGAAGAAAUGGAAGAUCCAGAAGCAGGCACGCGCCAGGAGAAGGCAUCUCUUUGGUGAGCGCCGCGGUAACCUCCUCCAGAGCAACAUUCAGCAGACUUUCCGCAGCCAAGCUGAGAUGACUUUCCGGAAUACCUGGCAGGUUCUCCAGCUGCGGGCGACCGAGAGCCCGGGUAUCGUGCUGGCGUAUGUCUUGAUUGAAAACAAGAUCCACGCAGUCAAGAUCAACGUCCCCCGACAAGUCUUCCUGAACCUGAAGAGUAAAGACCUCCCCGACAUCGAAGUGGACGGCUGCCACGUUGAACAGGUCUAUCACACCCUGCCUAAUGGCCACUCGUCGGUACACCUAUUUAAGCUGACCGUCCCGGAGGAGAUCUACUUCGCCGAGGCCGAGAAGUUCUCUCUCCUCUUCAACCAUCCUAGCGUGGAAGGCGUCUAUGAAAAACAGAUCCCCCUCAACCUGCGUGCUGUCUUGCAGCUGGGUAACACCUGCACCAUUGAUGAGAGCCAGCCGGGUGUUCUAGGCAAAGGUUUGGAGCAGGGCUUCGACCUGUCUGGUCUCAAGCGCCCCGAGAAGCCGAAGCCGUACUUGGAAAACGCGCGCAUGGCGUACAUCUACCUAUCGCAUAUCAGCGCCGGCGAGCGACAGAUCUUUGGCCUGUUCUCGUCGACCGGCGAGCACGCGCAUAUCAUCAUCCAGCAGAAGAACCGUGACGGUGGGCAGGAUAUGCCCAAUGUGGGCAAGAUCUAUGCCGACUACCUGGCUAGGAGACGCAGUGAGGGCGUGGAGGGCUGGCAGGAGUGCUUCCCGUACCAGGAUAAGCUGAACUUUAAGAUCACGCAAGUCACGACAAGGCGUAAGGCGUUCCUCGAGGUUGGGGACGUGGUGAAGAAGAUGAAGAAGGAGGAGUCUGGGCCGACGAUGAUGGUGAUUCAGUCGUCGCAGAGGAAUCUGUUGGUGCAUGAAAUCCCGAUAUUGGGAGAGUUCCCUGUGUUGCCGUUGCAGUAUGAUCAGGCGGAUAGCAGCCUGCCGCCGCUUGGGUGGCAGACUGUUGCGGCGAGGCGGCUGGUGAACCAUUACCUGAGUCUGGGGUCAUGGAUCACGCAUUUGACGGCGUUGGCGCGGUAUGGUGAUGUGCCGCUUUGUAAUCUGGAGAAGGAUGAUCCGAGAUUCUUGAUCGACGUCGCCUAUGCAAGGCGUCUGCAGGCGAACAAUGUCGUGCUGUGGUGGUCGCCUAGCCCAAGGCCGGAUCAUGCUGGCUACGAGAAGGACGACGUUGCUGGUCCGCUGGAUCAAGUCCAGAUGCCGUCCGUCAACAACCCCGGCACAUAUGCCUCGGUGUGCAUCGACCUCGAAGUCCGCAACCUCGCCAUCAACACGAUCCUCACCUCCUCUCUCAUCAAUGAGCUCGAAGGGGCCGAAAGCAUUUCCUUCAACCCCGCAGCCGACAGCUCCUCCUGCGGCGAAGGCAACGAGGUCCUCUAUGCGGAAAACACCUUCGCCAACGCCGCAGUCCAAGUCCUCCGCGAAAUGGUCAAAUCCUGGUGGGCUGAAGCUUGCAAGGGUUCGACCAUGGCCGACGUCAUGGUGCAGCACCUAGUGCGGUGGGUCGAGUCUCCUGCAUCCUGCCUCUACGACCGCGCGCUGCACUACUACGUGCAGAUGAUGAGCCGCAAGGCGCUGUUGCAGCUCAUGCAGGACUUCCGACGCGUCGGGUCCCAGGUCGUGUUUGCCAGCCCGAAUCGGCUGCUGCUGCAGACGACCAAGACUGAGGUGGGGAACGCGUUUGCCUACGCGCAAUACAUCCUCAAGAGCAUCAAGGCCAAGCCGCUGUUUCAUUUUAUUGAUCUCGAGAUCAAGGAGUACUGGGAUUACCUGGUGUGGUACGACGAGUACAAUUACGGCGGCAAGGCCUGCCAGGAGGUGGCUACCGACAAGGUUGAGCAGGAAUUACAGCUCGUUAUGCACUGGCAGAUGGCGACAUUCCUUCCCCUGCGGCUGCAGCCUGUCUUCCGCGACUGGGUCGUCGAGUUUAUCGAGCUUAUGCAUGGUUUGAAAAGGCCGCAGACGACGGGGGAUGAUCCGACUGCUACCCCGCGCCUGACACAGCUCCCCGUGCGCGACAAUGCCGGCUUGGCGGAGGACGCUCCUGGACAGAUCAUUCUGGGCAAGGCAUUCGAGAAGCCGCUCAAGAAGGAAAUCAUGAACCUCAUUGCCGCGCAGAAGCGCGAGUUGCUGCAUCCCGAACUAGCCGAAGACUACUCCUUCCCCUUACUCCCUGGUUCACACCUCGCCCAUUUGACUCCCCAAGCCGCGUUGCCCAGCUCUAGAUCCUCGACCUCCCCCAAUGGCAAGGACAAGACUCCGGUGUCAAGUACAGCCAAUCCCAUCCUGGAGCUAGUUAAAUCCCUCAUGCAGAUCCUCUCCCUCGACAAAAACAUCACGCUGGAAGCCCGCCUCCUCCGUAAAGAGCUUCUCUCUCUCUUCGAUGUCCGCGAAUUCUCCCGCACCGCCGCCUUCGUCAACCCUUCUGCCUCGCUGCGCAUCCCCCAGUUCAGUUGCGACAAUUGUACCCUCGCUCGGGACCUCGACCUAUGUCGCGACGAGGAUUUAUUACCCAAUACAAAUGAGAAGGGCGAAAAUAACUGGGUCUGGUCUUGCCCCUUCUGUGGGCAAGAAUAUGACCGCAACGCGGUCGAAGAGAGGUUACUGGCGGAAGUCGAGGGGUUGUUGGUGCAGUGGACUGCGCAGGAUGUGAAGUGUGGAAGGUGUGGCGUACUUAGGGGGGAGGGGGCCGAGUUCAUGGAGUAUUGUACUUGUAGUGGGGAAUGGGUUGCUACGGUCGAUAGACAUGAAGUGAUGAGGAAAUUGGGGGUGUUUAGGAAUGUGGCCAAGGGGUAUGGGUUGAGGAUGUUGGGGGAGGUUGUGGAGGGGGUUCUAGGGGGGUUAUAA